AUGGACAAAAGCUGGAUGCGUAUUAACGACCGAUUUAGGUCCGCAGAAUAUAGGGAAGGGACUAUAGACUUGGUGCAAAGACACCUAUUCACUAUAGGAAUUGAUGAAAACUAUACCGAAUGGAUUUUCCAUGGCGAGGAAGAGACUUGGGAUGCUAAUGACAUUGAUGAUGAAGUCAAUGAAGUGCAAAAUGACGACUAUGUUGAUGACAUGGAUGAAAUGUUAGAUGAUAUCCGACUUGGAUCAUUUAUAAAUGUGGAGCAAGUUGAACAAUGUACCAGUGAAGGGCCCACCUAUGUGGACCCAAGGGCAAAAAGUUUUAACCAAUUAUUGGAAGAUGCUAAACGUCCACUCUAUCCAGGAUGUGCUAAGUUCUCAAAGUUAUCCUUCAUUGUGAAAUUGUUGCAUAUACGGACAAUUGGGGGGUGGAGUGUUAAGUCAUUUGACAUGCUACUAAAGUUGUUGAAAUCUUCAUUUCCGGAUGCAGUUUUGCCUGAAUCAUACCGCGAGUCACGACAGAUGGAGCGGGCCCUUGGUUUUGGUUAUACCAAGAUUGAUGUAUGUCCAAAUGAUUGUAUACUAUACUGGAAGGAAAAUUCUGACAGGCAUGAUUGUCCCAAAGGUAGUAUGUCAAGAUGGGUAACCCGCACCACUAAACAGAAAAAAAUCCCCCACAAACUACUUCGAUAUUUUCCAUUAACACCAAGAUUGAAAAGGUUGUUCAUGUUGAAAGAUACAGCUGUAGCCAUGCGGUGGCACAAAGAAGAAGGCAUCAACGAUUUCAAUGUGAUGAGACAUCCACAUGACUCAGUUGGGUGGAAGGAAUUUGAUCAAGAGCAUCUAUCAUUUUCUCUUGAUGCUCGUAAUAUACGCCUUGGUCUAGCCAGUGAUGGAUUCAACCCUUUCAAUAAUAUGAGUAAACCUUAUAGUGUAUGGCCAGUAAUAUUUAUCCCUUACAACUUGCCGCCAUGGUUGUGCAUGAAAGACCAGUUUUUCAUGCUGUCUCUUUUAAUUCUUGGACCAAAGGCGUCAGGUAAUGAGAUCGAUGUGUAUUUGCGGCCUCUUAUUGAUGAAUUGAAUGACUUGUGGGAAACUGGUGUCGAGACGUAUGAUGCAUCGAGAAAACAAUCUUUUCAAUUACAUGCAGCAUUAUUAUGGACGAUUAAUGACUUCCCCGCAUAUGGAAAUCUUUCUGGGUGGAGCACGAAGGGAAAAUUGGCAUGUCCAACUUGUAAUGCUGACACUGAAUCUUUGUGGUUGAAAUAUGGUCGAAAACAUUGUUAUAUGGGCCAUCGUCGUUUCCUAUCUCCAGAACAUACUUGGAGGAAGAAAAAAGCUAAUUUUAAUGGCAAUACUGAUCACCGCACCCCACCUUCUGAAUUAUCUGGCCAUGAUUUACUGAAUCAAUUAAGUAAUGUUGGGGAUGUAUUAUUUGGAAAAGGUGGAAGGAAGAGAAAGCGAAGACCCGAUGAAUUGAAUUGGACAAAAACAAGUAUCUUUUUCCAGUUACCUUAUUGGUCAACAUUGAAAAUUCGACAUAAUCUUGACGUAAUGCAUAUUGAGAAGAACAUUUGUGACAACGUGCUGGGAACUUUGAUGGCGAUUCCAGGAAAAACAAAAGAUUCAGUUAAUGCACGUAGGGACUUGUCCAUUCUUGGUAUAAAAAAGGAAUUACAUUUACAAGAACAUGGACAGAAACUUGUUAUGCCACCUGCAUGUUACACGUUGCAUGGAGAUGAGAGGAGAAAUUUUUGCCAGUGGCUACAAGCUGUGAAAUUUCCAGAUGGAUUUGCUGCAAAUAUUGCUAGAUGUGUAACGUUAAAUGGUUGUAAAAUAUCAGGAAUGAAGAGUUAUGAUUGUCAUAUUUUCCUACAAAGACUACUUCCUGUAUCUAUUGCUGGGGAGCAUUAUAACAUAUUGAAAGACGAAGGUGUAAUUAACAUUGAUGAUGUGCACGAAAAUCAAUUCCCGUUAUGGUUCAAGGAGCGCAUUAGGCAAUUGCGUAAUUCAAUCCCCGAUGAGGUGUCUGAUGAUCUUUACGCGCUAGCAUGUGGACCUGACCCGUGGGUUGCAUCAUAUACUGGGUGCAUUAUGAAUGGAACUAGGUUCCACACAAAGCAACAUGAAGAACAUCGUCUUACACAAAACAGUGGUGUGCUUGUUCCUGGAGAUCAUCAAGGUAGGCCUAUUGACUUCUACGGAGUAGUAAUGGACAUCAUCGAGCUUAACUAUCUAGGAUGGCGCCAUGUAUAUUUGUUCAAAUGUGAUUGGUUUGAUGUAUGUGAUAUGAGAAGAGGAGUUCAUGUUGGCAGUCACUUUAUAAGUCUCGACUCUACUCGCAAAUGUUACAAGGACGACCCUUUUGUACUUGCAUGCCAAGUAUCCCAAGUCUUUUAUCUGAAAGAUACGAGUUUAGGGAGAAAUUGGCUAGUAGUACAAAAGGUCACUAGUAGGAAUGUUUAUGACAUCCCCAGCACAACAGUUGUAGAUGAGGAUGAUGAAGAAUUGCCUGAGGAUGAAGCAUACCAGGAUGAAGAAUAUUCUCCACCAGCUUAUUUUGUACAUCAAGAUGAUACAUGCGUUGAUAUGCCUUUGCAUCGAUUAGAUAUAGACCCCAUUGUACUUGAUGAGACAAUUAUGUUACACCACCCCGAUCCAAGAGUUGAUGAGGACGAGUUUCUUAGUAAUGAGUCAUCCUCGGAUGAGAGUGGUUCUUAUUGUGACAAUACAUCAGGGUCAAGUGAAGAGGAUGGAGAUGAUGAUCAUGAAACUAACACUAAUGAUUAA
Carya illinoinensis is the source of this 2787-nucleotide messenger RNA. RefSeq lists its product as uncharacterized. The transcript has 4 exons. Lineage: Eukaryota; Viridiplantae; Streptophyta; Magnoliopsida; Fagales; Juglandaceae. Bases 1 to 2787 code for a protein of 928 amino acids. The record is from RefSeq and is a predicted model, not a curated record.